This is a messenger RNA of Fulvia fulva, 1419 nucleotides long. RefSeq lists its product as uncharacterized. NCBI's taxonomy places the organism in Eukaryota, Fungi, Ascomycota, Dothideomycetes, Mycosphaerellales, Mycosphaerellaceae. The transcript has 4 exons. Bases 1 to 1419 code for a protein of 472 amino acids. The record is from RefSeq and is a predicted model, not a curated record.
AUGGCGACACCGUCGACAGGAUCACUGCGGUUACCACCGUCCAGGAUGACGACGGGGGGCGUACGAACGACCAACCAUGCUUACGGUGUCCGACAUGAAUUCGAUGUUGUUCACGGCAAGGAAGAAGCUCUCUCCACUGCCGAAGACCUCGUCUACUCGCGCAUCGCGGAGAGUGCCGGACACCAGAGUCAUCCCAACCUAUCUUUCGAGGCCGCAACCAUCAUCGCGCUGAUCUGCGUACACCGCCCCAUUGCAGUCCACGAGCUACUAUACAAGAUUGGAGUCCUCUUCCCAUACUGGGGUGUCAAAGUUGCCGCUGCCCUUGUGCACCGUCGUGACGCCGGAUACUACGAUCAGACCCCUUCCGAGCAGCUGAAGGACACGCUCUGCCAGUACGAUCUACCGUUCAAGGUCUGGCGAGAGGAUCCUUCGGGCACCAUCUUUUGCGACGUCACCUCUACUGACGAAGCCAUGUGCGUCUUGCGCAAACUUCUCCCACCACGUGCACUGGAAUAUCAGUUCAAGGCCUUACUACGCAGGCAGAGAGUCCAUCCGAGAGUGGACACGAUCGAUCCCCCUCAAGUUGCCAUAACGAAGCAGCUCACACAUCAAGGCUACUCUGUGCUCGUCGAUGGGGCAACCGGCAGAGCUACGAUCAUCCCAGUCUUGCCACUUUCUGCCGCGAGUUCAGCCAGGACUGCACCAACAUAUCUUCUACGUCUACCCGCCGAGAUGAGGAACGAGAUAUACAAACUGGUUCUUCAAUAUGCUAAGUCAGGAAUCCGCAUCGCUGACUCCAAGGAGGAUACCAAUGGGCCAAAGAAGAAGUACGUGUUCACUCAGACCCGAGACAUCAAGAGCGAUGCACGAACUUCAUCUUGGGGUUAUCGCAGUGAGGACUUCGCCUUCAGCCAACACCAAUCUCCUCUCCUUCGAUCCUACCCACUGGAAACAGCUAUCGCGCUUCUUCUGGUGAACAAGCAAAUUCGCAACGAGGCUGGACCAAUCUUCUAUGGUGCCAACCGCUUCCACUUUGACAACCUCUAUGAGUUCGUCGGCUUCACCAAGACUCUGAAUAUGAAGAAUUUUGGCAAGAACUUCCAGCAGGUUGCAUUGAACUACGAGAAUCACUUUGACAAGUACCAAGGAUACAACAACAUCAAGAAGUACAAAGGCUUCCACAGACUGUCAAGUGAUCUACUUGGUCAAUUCAGGAACCUCAAGACUUUCGCGCUCGAAGGUGAUUGUGACAUGGUUGUUCGCCACUUCAGAACUGUCUUGCAGGUUCGAGAGGAGUAUCGCGAACGUCGUGAGCGCGAGGAGAGCAAGCCGAUCGAGAAGCUGGCUUUGACAUACCGUGGUCAGGAGAUCUGCUUGGCCUCUGACUGUCGCCCCGGCUGCGAGAAGCGACAUGGAUGA